CAACUGUCAAUGUCAUUCAUUAAUCCAUCUACGCUUCUUUCCUCUACCUAACAGUCCACCGAACCGACAUUGGGUCUGCAGUACCCCGAUUGCACAUUUGAGUGCCCACCAUGAACGGCUACGGCGACCAUGGGCACGAGGAGGACCCGUUUGGGCCAGCAAAGGGUGGAAUCGUAUCAAGUUUCGAUGCAUUCCCGAAAACCAAAAAGACAUACCUCGUCCAAGGUCGCAACUCCUCCGCAUGGACAGUAACGCUUAUAUUGACAUGCAUCUACCUCUCCUGGUCCGAGAUAUCGCGCUGGUUCGCUGGCACAACCUCGCAGUCAUUCGCCGUCGAGAAGGGCGUAUCCCACGACAUGCAACUGAACCUCGACGUGAUCGUAGCCAUGCGCUGCGCUGAUCUUCACGUCAACAUGCAAGACGCUGCUGGUGACCGCACCCUCGCCGGCGAACUCCUGCGCAAGGACCCAACAUCAUGGUCGCAAUGGACUGGCAAAAACAUUGAGAGUGGAACGCACGAAUUGGGCAAAGAAAGCGGCAAGCAGGCACCUGGAUGGGAAGAGCUUUGGGAUGUCCACGAGCAGUUGGGCAAGGCGCGGAAGAGGAAGUUCAGCAAGACACCCCGGGUGCGCGGUCAGACUGACAGUUGCCGUAUCUACGGAAGUCUGAUCGGAAACAAGGUCCAAGGUGACUUCCACAUCACGGCGAGAGGCCAUGGAUACAUGGAGUUUGGAGAACAUCUGGACCAUUCCUCAUUCAACUUCUCUCAUAUCAUCCGCGAAAUGUCUUUUGGCCCGUACUAUCCCUCUCUCGUCAACCCCCUCGACUCCACUAUCGCUGUAACACCAACACCGGAUGAUAAGUUCUACAAGUUUCAGUACUACAUCUCUAUCGUGCCCACCAUCUACACCGACGACGCUUCGAUGAUUCCUCUCCUCCAAGCAAUCACGUCCACACAGGACCACCCUGCCUCGAACAUCUUCCACACCACGCACGCCAUCAAGACCAACCAAUACGCUGUUACUUCACAGUCUCACAAAGUACCAGAGACCUACGUACCCGGCGUGUUCGUUAAAUUCGAUAUCGAGCCGAUUAUGCUGGCCGUGGUAGAAGAGUCGGGAGGCUUCUGGAGGUUGAUUGUCAGGCUGGUCAACGUAGUGAGUGGCGUUAUGGUAGCUGGAAGCUGGGCGUGGCAGAUGUUUGAUUGGGGAAGUGAAGUUCUGGGUAAGAGGAGGAGAAGAGGCGAUGGCGUUGGUGUGCUGGGGACACCGUCUGUGGAAAAGAAGAGCUGGGAUUAAGGAGAAGAAUCGAUACGAAGGAGAAUGCAUUCAAUGGCGUUCAGGGCAUGGGAACAUGAGUUUCAUUUUCGGGUCUUGUGAGUAUGCAAAUAUACUAGUUAUGAAUAUCUUAAGCUGCACCGUUCAUCGACAGAACAUGGUAUGGGUGAUGGAAGGUAGAUGGUGAGAUGACGAUUGCACAACGCGAGUGCUAUGGCUAGGCAACUCUUGCAAACUACGCCUUGCAUCUCAGGCUUUCCCUUACUUUCCAUUUUGAUUUGUCGCUUGGCGCGUUUGUACCACAACGCGGUACGCGACUAUUUCUCACUUGGAUUUG
Alternaria alternata is the source of this 1614-nucleotide messenger RNA. RefSeq names its product DUF1692-domain-containing protein. Gene Ontology annotation, biological process: retrograde vesicle-mediated transport, Golgi to endoplasmic reticulum; endoplasmic reticulum to Golgi vesicle-mediated transport. The record is from RefSeq and is a predicted model, not a curated record. The coding region runs from base 111 to 1298 and encodes 395 amino acids. The transcript is spliced from 4 exons. Lineage: Eukaryota; Fungi; Ascomycota; Dothideomycetes; Pleosporales; Pleosporaceae. Gene Ontology annotation, cellular component: endoplasmic reticulum; Golgi membrane; endoplasmic reticulum membrane.